UGGAGGAAGCGAGAAAUGGAGAAGUACUUCGGAAACGCGUACAGAGGAGACCCGGGAGUGCCCCACGCCGACGCUGACCGUUUCGUGAACAUAUGGGUCGGUUCAGCUCUCUUCUGUGCUUUCACCUGGAACAGUCCUUACAUGUGGCAGCUCACUAAUCAAUUCAACUGGCACGAUAGAGCUUUUCUGUUUGAGCAGUAUCACUGGAAGAAAGCAAAGGAGAAAAACCAGCCAUACAAAUUCCAGUGGAAUAAGAUGGACAAAGAGAUCCGAGACUCCUAUUAUUUCAACUGGCCUGUCUUCUUUCCUUAAGCUGUCUUUUCCAUCAAGGACAUAUUUUCAGACAAACUUUCUGAACAAUGUUUUGUUAGCUAAGCAAAACAUAAAACAUAUGCCCCCCUUCCCCUGUUUUUCACCAUUACUUUUCGGUCGAUUUACAAAUUUUAUCUUUAAUUAUUACCUGGAUUAAUGCUUGUUACUGAUAAUGUGGUGUCAUUUAUCUUCUUGUGUGCGCAUUUCUGUUGCAAGACUUUCAACUUAUGAUUAUAUUUCAUGAUUCUGUACUA
Tripterygium wilfordii is the source of this 566-nucleotide messenger RNA. RefSeq lists its product as uncharacterized. The record is from RefSeq and is a predicted model, not a curated record. Lineage: Eukaryota; Viridiplantae; Streptophyta; Magnoliopsida; Celastrales; Celastraceae. The transcript has 3 exons. Bases 16 to 312 code for a protein of 98 amino acids.